AUGCCUCCCCGAAAGUCCACGUCCUCAAGUACGGCGCACGCCGAGACCAACGGCGACGUUUCAAUGGUAUCGAACGCUUCAACCACGACUACGACGACACACGCACAUCCAGCGGCAGCCUCACAUCCCAAAUCGUCGCGACAGUCCGGUGGACACAAGCAGCAGCAAGAUGACGGAGUCAGUAUAGAUGAUCUCCUUCUUCCACGGAGCCUCGUGUCACGUCUCGCGCGAGGCGUAUUGCCUGCCAACACGUCGAUACAGAAAGACGCGACACUGGCGCUCGCCAAGUCGGCGACGGUCUUCAUAUCGUACCUUGCGCACCACGCCAACGAGCAGACGACCAAGAAGACCGUCAGCCCCCAGGACGUGAUCAAGGCGUUGGAGCAGAUCGAGAUGGGCGCCGUCAUGGGGUUGGGCGCGACGGGGCCAGACGGCAGGCGGGGCGGCAGGUUGGAGAGGGAACUCGAGGCGUACGAGGAGCACAUCAGGGGAAAGAGGAAGGGGUACCGUGACAAAGUCAAGGCCCGGGAGGGCGUCGGGGAUGGGCAAAACUUAGAUCGGACUGUUGGUGCUGGUGCCGCUGGCGCUGACGAUGAAGACGAAGAGGAGAGGGGUGAACCUAGCAACAAGAAAGCGAGACGGAUGAGCGCCGAGGAAGAGGAAGAGGACGAUGACGAUGAGACGAUGCUGCUUGAGGCACAACUCAAUGGCGGCAACGCCGUAAGGACGAACGGGGAUGACGAUGACGAUGACGACGACGACCAUGAUGAGGGCGAAAAUGACGCUGAUCAAGAUGAAGAGGACGAGGUGGAGGACGAAGACGAAGACGAAGAUGAGGAUGAUGAUGAAGAAGAAGAAGAAGAGGGAGAGGAGGGGGAAGAAGAACAGGAUGCCGACGAGGAGGCUGUCAACGACGCCGACGAGCUAGAGGGCAGAGACGACCGGAGGAACCAUACGAACGGGAGGAGAAUAGCACUCAUGCCUGAUGGGAACGUGGAUAUGAGCGGCGACGAAAGUGACUGA
Messenger RNA from Exophiala spinifera, 1023 nucleotides. RefSeq lists its product as uncharacterized. Gene Ontology annotation, molecular function: protein heterodimerization activity; chromatin DNA binding. Gene Ontology annotation, cellular component: CHRAC; epsilon DNA polymerase complex. Lineage: Eukaryota; Fungi; Ascomycota; Eurotiomycetes; Chaetothyriales; Herpotrichiellaceae. The transcript is spliced from 2 exons. The coding region runs from base 1 to 1023 and encodes 340 amino acids. Gene Ontology annotation, biological process: DNA damage response; heterochromatin formation; leading strand elongation. The record is from RefSeq and is a predicted model, not a curated record.